This is a messenger RNA of Dovyalis caffra, 549 nucleotides long. Lineage: Eukaryota; Viridiplantae; Streptophyta; Magnoliopsida; Malpighiales; Salicaceae. The record is from the annotation of a GenBank genome assembly.
AUGGCGAGCCUGAGAAGAGCUCUAGUUAACGUCCACCGUAUCCUCAACUCCACCACCGCACCCAGUCACAUCUCAGUUAUAUCCCCUUUAAGGUCUCAAUAUGGGCUGUUUUCACGUUAUUCAACGUUAAACAACAAUGACAAUAAAAACCCAUCAUUCGAUAUUGACCUCUCUAAUGAAGAAAGCAAAAGGAGAUUAUGUAACAGGCUGUUGUAUAGGAGUAGACAAAGAGGGUUUUUGGAGCUGGAUUUGGUGUUGGGGAAAUGGGUAGAAGAGCACAUUUAUUCUAUGGAUGAAAAUGGUGUUAAAGCACUUGUUGAUGUCCUUGAUUUGGAAAAUCCAGAUCUUUGGAAAUGGUUAACUGGACAGGAGCAACCCCCAGAGGCAGUGAGCAUAAAUCCUGUCUUCUCUGCGGUGCGUGACAAGAUCAUGAACAACCUCAGGAUCCAUGCUGCCCCUGAGACACGGGCAAUACCUGGACAGCCAUGGGUAAGAGGAUGGGAUGAUAUCAAGAAAAGUGCUGGCAGCCCUGUAGCUGGAAACCAGUAG